Messenger RNA from Emiliania huxleyi CCMP1516, 1686 nucleotides. RefSeq lists its product as hypothetical. The coding region runs from base 1 to 1686 and encodes 561 amino acids. The transcript has 3 exons. NCBI's taxonomy places the organism in Eukaryota, Haptophyta, Isochrysidales, Noelaerhabdaceae. The record is from RefSeq and is a predicted model, not a curated record.
AUGCUCUCGCCGCUGCAUCUCGCGCCGCUCUAUGCCUUCGGGCUUCCACGCGUCCGCACGGCGCAGGGCUGGGUGGUCGGCUCACGCGCUGCCGAUGGCGUCGAGCGCUUUGCGGGCAUUCCCUUUGCCGAGCAGCCGGUGGGAAAGCUCCGCUUUGCCCGAGCCAGCCUCUCCGAGGUCCCGUUCCCGGGCGGCGUGCACGACGGCCGGCUGCCUGGCCCGCCCUGCAUUCAGAACCCCGCGGGUCCCAUCCGUGCUCCGGGAAGUGAGGAGCCGCCUCAGUCGGAAGCGUGCCUCCACCUCACGCUGUGGCGGCCCGCCGCCAGCCAGGAGCCGGCUGCUCCCCUCCCGGUGAUGGUCUACAUCUUUGGUGGCGGCCUCUGCGGCGGCAGCGCCAACGUAGUCUCUCUCAACGCCUCGCGCCUCGUCGUGAGGCAGCAAGUGAUCGUCGUCAGCGUCUCGUACCGGCUGGGCGCGCUCGGCUUCUGCCCGCUCCCAGACUUCCCCGGCGGCGGCUCUGGCGGUAUGAACGGGAUCUACGACAUCAUCGUCGCGUUGCGCUGGCUCAAAGCAAACGUCGCCCCCUUUGGAGGCGACCCGGGCAACGUGAUGCUCUUUGGCCAGUCGUCCGGCUCUUAUGCGAUUUGUACGCUCUGCGUCGCUCCCGCGGCGGCGGGCCUCUUCUCCAAGGUGGCGCUGCAGGAAGUGAUGGCGCAGCUCAACGUCACGAGCGGCAUCGAGGGCCUCCGCGCCGUACGAGACGCGACCCGGAUACAGUGGCCGAGCCGGUACAUGGAGGACCUGGACGUUGCGCCCUACUUUAGCGCCUACUUCCCGGACGACGCCGUUGUCCGGUCGCCCCCCGCCGACCUCUGGGCCGCGGGGGCCAUCCACCCGCGCGCGAUGCUCGUCGGAGGCACGAGCAAGGACGGGACCGCCGCCUUCUACGGCACGGCCCCCACGCUCGGCAACAUCGCCCCCGACCCGGCGCAGCUCGGCGAUGCGGCCUACGAGACGGCGCUCAAAGGCGCGUGGGGCGCCGCGGCGCGGGCAGUACGCGCCCACUACCCGCUCUCGCGCUUUGGCGGCUCGGCGCAGGCGGCCUUCGUCCAGGCGGAUGCCGACGCGUACGUGCUCUGCCCGCAGACUGAGGCGGCGAGGAUGGCCGUCGCCGCAGGCGUGGCGGUGUGGCACUACGAGUUCUCCCACUUCAUGCCGUCGCCGACCGCGCCGGGCGGCGGCUGUGACAACGGCGUCGAGCUCGACGUUGUCGAGGCUGGCGCGUCGGCGACGUGGGCCACGCACGGCGCCGAGGUGCGGUACGUCUUCGGGUCGGAGCAGAACCACGACACCCUGUCUGGUCGCCCGCGCAUCGCCGACUGCCCCUUCUCGCCGGCCGAGAGGAGGCUCUCCGACGAGAUCGGAGCCUACUGGGCGGGCUUGGCGAGGGAGGGCGACCCCAACAGCGGAGGGGGCGCCGGCGGAGGCCGCGCCUGGUGGCCGGCGUACGGUGCUGGGGCGAACUGGACGUCGCUCGUGCUGGGUGUGGGCGGCGGUGUGGCCAGAGCGCAGCUGCACGGCAGCGCGUGCAACUUUUGGACGCAGCUAGGGGGGGAGAGCACUUGGAGCACUUGGAGUGCAGUCAUCAACCGCACAUCCAGGACGCAGGAGAGAUCAGCGAAAUAA